AUGAUUGAGAAGAUUAGACUUGACAGAUUGUUGUCAAACUUGGGUCUAUGUACAAGGAGUAAGGCAUUGUCAUUCAUAAAUACAAACAAGGUCACUGUACAAGGACAAAAGACAACUCCAAAGUCUAAAGUAUCAAUAGAUGAAGUUAGAAUAGCAGGUAAACAAUUAGAGAAUACAAAACUUUUAACAAUAGCAGUUCAUAAACCUGAUGGAUAUGUAUGCUCAACAGAGAAGACUGCUGAUCAUAAGCUGAUAUAUGACUUAUUACCGAAAGAGUUUAUUAAGAGAUCACCAACUUUGUCUGUGGCUGGAAGACUGGAUAAAUGGGUAACAGGUCUGGUACUGAUGAGUCAGGAUGGAAAGUUGGUCGAACGAAUCAUUACACCAAAGGACGAUAGUGUUGGAAAGAUAUAUGAAGUUGUCUGCAAGGAGAGGUUCAACGGUCGCGAGAAAGACGAGUUUGGGUCCGGCCAACUAAUGUUGCGCAGUGAGACUGAACCUUGCAAGCCGGCCAAGUUUGAGCUGUUGGACGACGAGCUGAACAAAGCACGCAUCACACUGUACGAAGGUCGUUAUCAUCAGGUCAGAAGAAUGAUGGCAGCCAUGGGCAACAGGGCAAUGGAGAUUCACAGGACUCGCAUUGGUCCAAUCGAGUUGGGCGAACUGCCCGUUGGACAAUGGAGACAUCUCACUUCAGAGGAGAUUGCAGAGUUGGAAAAGAUCAAGGUCAGCAAGUCAGCAAUCACAAAGAGAUCAUAUAAUCGAAAGAAGGCACUGUCCGACAAGGAUGGCGGCGAAGACGAAGACGACGAAGAGGGCGACCAGAGGCUGCAGGCAGAGCUGGCCAACGAACCAGAGGAGGAUGACGAGAACGACGAGGAUUAUCAACGCAAGCUGAAGGAGCUGAUCGAGGAUGAGGAGAGGAUCGCCAACUCGCGAGCCGUCGCCGCCGAGCAGCGCGAGCAGCAGAAGCAGCAACACGAGACUGAGGCCAAGGUGGCCGGAAGCGCGGCUGAGAAGAUCGACCCAAGAGACUUGGAGACGAACGAACAGAUGCAGGCAGAGAUUCAUGCAGCCAUCAUGGCCAAGAACAAGGAUGUACGAUUUAAUAGAAGAGGCGAGGUCAUGGGAAUCAACGAGGAUCCAGAUAUCGAUGUCACUGCGGAGGACCUGGAGAACCUGGUCAAGGACGAUCCAGAUUACAAGGCCUUCCUCAGGGAGGAGCCGGACGAAGACGAUGAGUUUGAUGAGGAUGACGAUGAUUAUUACGAGCGCAAGCUGGCCGAGUCAGAGAUGGACGAUGGACAGUCAGACGAGAUCCUGCCCGGACUGGAUGCUUCCGAGAAGCCUUCCAACUUCAGUCGCAAGUCCAAGCCCAAGUCCAACUUUGCCAACGAGUACAAGAGGCGACAGAGAUUGCAACAGUCCAAAUCAAAGCCCAAGAGGAAGGAGCGAUAA
Molecule: messenger RNA, 1458 nt
Organism: Acytostelium subglobosum LB1
Lineage: Eukaryota; Evosea; Eumycetozoa; Acytosteliales; Acytosteliaceae
Exons: 3
Coding region: 1-1458 (485 amino acids)
Biological process (GO): pseudouridine synthesis
Molecular function (GO): pseudouridine synthase activity; RNA binding
Source: RefSeq, a predicted model, not a curated record